This is a messenger RNA of Prorocentrum cordatum, 564 nucleotides long. NCBI's taxonomy places the organism in Eukaryota, Dinophyceae, Prorocentrales, Prorocentraceae. The record is from the annotation of a GenBank genome assembly.
GUGACUGAGUACAUCAUCGCACACAUCCUCAUCAUCACCAUCCCCGGUCACCUCGAGUCCGUGCAGGCAUCGAUCAGGCUCGAGCUUAACCGCAAGAACGGGUCACUAGCUCAGCGGGCCAGAUUAGAACGGGUUAGGGCCUCGGGAUCCCCUCAGAACACUAAGGACGAGAAGAUGAUCAGCCAGAACAAGGUCACGCGCAAGAUCAGAGAGACCGGAGACCCCGACCCCAUCAAGAACGGCACCGGAGCUCUCGAACCCAUCGCGCGGACGUGCCGUAGUGCCUCGGCCGGCCUCAGGAGGAGUCUCGGAGCCCUCGAUCCCAUCGUCAGCAGUGCUACGUCGCACCUCAGAGCCCUCGGCCUCAAGAUGGCCAAAGGCGGCAAGAAGAACCAGAAGGAGCCCGGCGCCAAGAAACUCACCGAAGAGUUACUGGCACGGCGCCAGGCCAACGGUCAGGACUCGGACGUAUCCUCGGAGGCGUUCGACGGCUCAGCAUUCUUAGUCGGGCAGAGCUUCGUGCCCGGCGCGGCAGCCGCGGCAGUCAGCGGCGACGUGCAGAUG